ACAGUUGAGGGAAAACGCAAAAUUUGUUUUUAUUUCGGUAUUAUAUCUAUUGGUUGUGGCAUAUUAAUGCCUGUGUCUUUGGGCAGUUAAUGCAUUUGAUUACGAUUUAGUUGGAUGAUUAAAUUCAAGAUCGUGUAGGGCAUUUACAAUCAUGUUCUCAAGAUAUUGUGCUAAUUUGGCAAUUAUAUUUAUUUUAUUCUGUAAAGUUGGUGUAGGGACCGGCUUGAAAGGAGCCGUGUCUCUAGACUCAUGGACUUUUGACAAAGCAAUUUCUAAGUUUAAGGCAGCCUUGGUUAAAUUUGAUAUUACUUACCCAUAUGGAGAAAAAGAAGAUGAAUAUGGAAAAGUUGCUGAAUCUGCACGUUUUUCACCUGAUCUCCUGAUAGCAGAAGUUGGUGUACAAGAUUAUGGAGAGAAGGAGAAUUCAGAUAUAGCUGAACGUUUUGAUGUUCCAAAAGAUGAUUUUCCCGUGAUUAAACUUUUUGUGCAAGGUGAAAGUGAACCUGUUACAUAUACUGGAAGUUUUAAAGCAGAUGAAAUCAAAAAUUUUAUAAAACAGCAUUCCAAUGUCCGACUUGUGCUGGAUAAAUGUUUACCUCAGUUUGAUGAAUUAGCUGAAAAGUUCAUGGCAGCUGAUGCAAAAGAAGAAAGGGAAAAAAUUUUUGUUGAAGCAAAAGAUUUAUCACUUGGUUUAUCAGAUGAUGGAGAAAAAAAGUCUGCUGAUGUAUAUGUAAAAAUGAUGCAAAAGGUGAUUGAAAGAGGUGUAGGGUUCAUUGCUAGUGAAAAAGAAAGAAUUAAAAACAUAAAGGAAGGUAAGAUAACUACUGCAAAAAAGGAAGAAAUGCAAGGACGUUUAAAUAUUUUGCACUCUUUCAGAGUAAAAGAUGAACUUUAAAAUGAAAGAAAUUAGAUUUUAUAAAAUUUUUAAUUUUCAUAUAUGUUCUUUACAUUUUAUUAUCUGUACAUUAUACGUAUCAGUGUGGUAACGAUUGUGUAUGUUUAACAUUUUAUUUUUCAUUUUCAUCCAGAAAUUACUGAUUUAUAUUACUGUAUGUAAUUUUCAUAUGAAUUUUAAAAUGUAAUAGUCUGAUCUUGGGAGUACAUAAAUUAAAAUGAUCACUAAGAAACCUGCAGUGGAUAUUAUAUCAUAUUUUUAAAGUGGUAGUAUCAUGUACUAAGCUCAUAGUUUUUUAGGAGAACUGCGGUAUAAAGUUACCAGAUUAGCAGUAAAUGAUAUGCAUGUUAUUUUGAGACUUGCAGAAAUACUUUUCUUUCCAAUCAUUCCAAUCUAUGGUAUAUUCAGUAAACAUUAUAGUGAGUGACUUAUGCAGUUUUUAACUAGUAGGAAAAAUAUUAUUUAUAAUAAUGUAAACUUUAAUUUAUAAUAAACUUAAACUAAGCAAGGCCAAACAAUUUUGCUGACAAAGCAUUUCUUGUGUCAAAUGGACAAAACAUGGGUAUUUUUUAGCUUGCUUUUCUUCUCUCUUUAUCCUCCUGAAAAAAAUUUUCCAAUAAAAUACCUUGUAUAUUACGUGUCAUCCAGUUUGAAUGUUUAUUAUGUAAGGUAACAAUGUGAUUGUAUAUUUUGUUCCUUCAUUAUUAGUUUUUACUACUGCUGUUUUUUUAAAAAUAUUAACUCUUUCAAAAUAUUAGUUUCUGCACAAUUGUAUAUUUUGUAUUUUCUGCAUUUUAUGUUUAUUUAGUAUUUAACAUUUUAUUUUGCAAUCAUUUUUAUACAUAGGAUAAGUGUAGAUACGUGCUUGGUAUAAAAUGAAUAAAGUAUUAAGCUAGUCCCCCAAAA
This is a messenger RNA of Stegodyphus dumicola, 1801 nucleotides long. RefSeq names its product endoplasmic reticulum protein 29-like protein wbl (gene wbl). Lineage: Eukaryota; Metazoa; Arthropoda; Arachnida; Araneae; Eresidae. Gene Ontology annotation, biological process: protein secretion. Gene Ontology annotation, cellular component: endoplasmic reticulum lumen; endoplasmic reticulum. The record is from RefSeq and is a predicted model, not a curated record.